This is a messenger RNA of Medicago truncatula (barrel medic), 3029 nucleotides long. RefSeq names its product cysteine-rich receptor-like protein kinase 10. Gene Ontology annotation, cellular component: plasma membrane. The transcript has 7 exons. Gene Ontology annotation, molecular function: ATP binding; protein serine/threonine kinase activity. Gene Ontology annotation, biological process: defense response to bacterium; protein phosphorylation. The record is from RefSeq and is a predicted model, not a curated record. Lineage: Eukaryota; Viridiplantae; Streptophyta; Magnoliopsida; Fabales; Fabaceae.
CCAUAACAUAAACACCAUUCAUCAAAUCAAACAAACACAUUCUCUCCUCUGUUUUUCAAUUAGACUCGAUAAACAAAAUCCAUGGCUUACUCUAAAAUUCUCUUUUUCUUAAUCCUUAUUCGAUUCCUUUGUUUUGCAACUAUCAAGGCACAAGACUCUACUUUUCUGUAUUCCAUUUGUUCCUCCAAUCGUACCACAACCAAUAGCACCUACCAAAUCAAUACCAGGACACUCCUCUCUUCUUUAUCAUCAAAAGCCGUCGGCAACACCGAAUUCUACAACACCACAGUCACUAGUAUAAACCCCUCUGAUUCUGUCUAUGGAUUGUUCAUGUGCAGAGGUGAUGUACUAUCUCAGUUCUGUCAAAAAUGCAUAGUUAAUGCAACAGAAAAACUGUCCUCAGACUCGGAUUGCCAUUUAUCCAAACGAGCUGUCAUUUGGUACGAGGAGUGCAUGGUUCGAUACUCCAACACCUCUUUCUUUUCCACUGUUUCUACACGUCCUGGUGUUUUUAUAAUGAACAGCAGUCUCAAUGUCUCAAACACAGAAAGCUUCAUGCCUUUAUUGUUUUCGACGAUGAAUAAAACUGCAGAGGAAGCAGCAGGUCCACUUACUGCUGACAACAAGAAAUUUGCCACAAAAGAAGCAAAGAUUUCUGAAUCUCAGACCCUUUACUGCCUAGCUCAGUGCACGCCGGACUUGUCACCCGGUGAUUGCAGAACCUGUCUUAAUAGUGCUAUUGAGGAACUUCCUAGCUGUUGUGAUGGAAAGGUGGGUGCGAGAGUUGUUUUUCCUAGCUGUAAUAUUAGGUAUGAACUAUAUCCUUUUUAUAGGUCUAUUAAUGCUCCUUCACCAAAUGAGCUUGUUCCUCAAACAAAUCAUUCAACCCAAGAUUCUAGAUUUUCACAAGAUCCAUUUUAUCUUUCCUAUAAUUGCUCAAGAAACCACAGUAAAAUCACUAACAAAAACUUCAAAUUACUUCUCUCUUAUUUGUCCUCCAACGCCACAAAUGGCGGAAAUUUCCAAAAAGUAAAAGUGGAAGAAAUGGUGUACGGCCUCUUCAUGUGUCGAGGUGACCUUCCCGUUCACCUCUGCGGUCAAUGUGUUAAAAAUGCAACGGAUCAAAUAUACUCAAAGUGUCUUUCAUGUCCUAAGGGCAUAAUUUGGUACAGCCACUGCUUGGUUCGCUAUUCAGAUCAAAAAAUCCUCUCUAACAUUGAAACAAGUCCUAUGUAUAGAGAUAUAAAUAUCACUGAUUACACCACAAACCAAAACUGGUUCACUAGUACCUUAUCGAAUCAGUUAUCUCAACUUGCGAAUGAUACAGGGGACAGUGAUGAAAGAUAUAAGACUAAUUCAUUAAAACUGAAUGAUGUACAAACCUUGUAUAGUCUUGGACAAUGUACGCGAGAUUUGUCUAGUGAGGGUUGCGCUACUUGUCUAAAUAAUGUGAUCACUACAUCAAUUCCAUGGUCAAAUUUCGGUAGUGUUGGGGGAAGAAUUAUCUAUCCUAGCUGCAAUCUGAGGUUUGAAUUGUUCCCUUUUUACAUGGAGGGUGACGAAGCUCAGCCACCUGGGAGUCCACCUUUACCACGAAAUGCAGACAAACGGAAAAUUGUGUUCAUUGUUGUCCCUACAAUUAUUUCGGUGAUGUUAUUUUCUAUUAGCUACUAUUGGCUUAAGAAAAGGGGAAGAAAGAGUCGUAGGACUAUUCUUCGAGAAAAUUUUGGUGAAGAAAGUGCGACUUUAGAACCACUGCAAUUCGAUUGGGUGGUAAUUGAAGCAGCAACCAACAACUUUUCUAAGGACAAUUACAUUGGCAAAGGCGGGUUUGGAGAGGUUUACAAGGGUAUCCUUCUUGAUGGACGAGAAGUGGCUAUAAAAAGGCUUUCAAAAAGUUCAAAUCAAGGUGUAGAAGAGUUCAAGAAUGAAGUUUUAUUGAUAGCCAAGCUUCAACAUAGAAAUCUAGUGGCUUUUGUUGGUUUUUGCCUUGAAGAACAAGAGAAAAUACUUAUUUAUGAAUUUGUGCCCAACAAGAGUCUUGAUUACUUUCUAUUUGAUUCUCAACGGCAAAAGUUGUUAACUUGGGUUGAACGCUUCAACAUCAUAGGAGGUAUUGUUUGAGGGAUUCUUUAUUUGCAUGAAAAUUCUCGACUCAAAGUUAUACAUCGGGAUCUCAAACCUAGCAAUAUUCUAUUAGAUGAAAAUAUGAUUCCUAAAAUUUCUGAUUUUGGUUUGGCUCGAAUUGUUGAAAUAAGUCAAGACGAGGGAAGUACAAAUAGAAUAGUUGGAACAUUUGGUUAUAUGUCUCCAGAAUAUGCAAUGCUUGGACAAUUUUCUGAAAAAUCCGACAUUUAUAGUUUUGGAGUUAUGCUUUUAGAGAUUAUUGUUGGAAAGAAGAACAAAAGUUCAUUUACUCCACACCAUGUUGCUUAUGACCUCUUGAAUCAUGUAUGGAGACAAUGGAUGGAUCAAACACCUUUAAGUAUUUUGGACCCAAAUAUUCAAGAAGAUUAUUCUACAAAUGAAGUAAUUAAGUACAUUCAGAUUGGUCUAUUAUGUGUUCAAAAUGACCCGGAUGCUAGACCUUCAAUUGCGACAGUUGCUUCUUAUCUUAGCAGUUAUGCAAUUGAAUUACCAACUCCAAAAGAACCUGCGUUUUUCUUGCAUGGUAGAACUUAUUCGGACGUUCUUGCACUAGAAUCAAGUUCUACUCAAUCUGCCAAUAGUUCUGCACAAUUUUCAAACAAUCAAAUGUCGGCAAGUACUUUUAUUCCUCGAUAGUUUAUUAAAUUUUAUUUUAGUUGUAAAAUUGUUGUCAACAAACUAUGUUUUCUAGUAUCAAUUAGUAUAACUUUGAAAAGGAUUUAGGAAAUGAAUAUUUGUAAUAUGUAUCAUGCACGGGCUUUAUUGGAUUUUUUUUGUUGAUGAAUGGUGUAAUUUGUGUCAAAGUUGAUGUAAUUUACCUUUGAUGAUGUAUAAGUAAAUGCUUUACAAGGGAUGAUGCGUUAAGAAUUCAAAGUAGUCAU